Aspergillus luchuensis is the source of this 732-nucleotide messenger RNA. RefSeq lists its product as uncharacterized. Lineage: Eukaryota; Fungi; Ascomycota; Eurotiomycetes; Eurotiales; Aspergillaceae. The record is from RefSeq and is a predicted model, not a curated record. The transcript has 3 exons. The coding region runs from base 1 to 732 and encodes 243 amino acids.
AUGCGCUCCGUCAACUACACAACUCUGAUGACCACUGGCAGCGAAGUCGCCAGCAACUACAGCUACCAGCUCCAGCCGCGGGUAGACGGGGACAUAGUUGCCGAUACUUACGAAGCACAAUUGUACCAGAAGAACUUCAAUUUAAGCGGUCCCGUUGUGAUCUCCCAUGAGCGCCACGAAGAAAACAGCCAGAGCUCCAGCUCUGUCACCAGCGCAGCAGAUAUUGCUGCCGAGCUGCAAAUGUACUUCCCCUCAAUCACGGACGAUGUGGUGGAAGAUGUCAUCAAACUUUAUCCUGCCUCGCAUAACGCGAAUGCAGGUUACCGUGUUUCCGACAUCCGUCAGGGCUUCGACAUGACCGGCAAGAAAUUGGCUCUGACUCAGGCGCUGCAUAAUGAGACGCGGAAUUCCUUUGUCAAUCUUGGGGAAGCUACUCAUGGUACGGAGCAGACUUAUUACUGGUGUAGUACUUAUAGUACUGUGCCGGCUAAUGGGUUGACUUCUUCUUCUUCCUCGUCGGCCAAUGUCACGGUUGCAUGCACCAUGCAAAAGUACCUCCUCUCCUUGAUCCUAACCGGCAAUCUCAACACCCUCUGGCCCAACGACAAGAUCUGCUGGCUGAAGUAUGGAAAUACGACGAACACUAUCAACUUCAAUACAACCAUAUCCAUUACUUUGGAUGAUCUUGCCAACGACAAGAGCCUCUUCUGGAAUAAGGCUUUGUGGUACUGA